Molecule: messenger RNA, 1749 nt
Organism: Colletotrichum karsti
Lineage: Eukaryota; Fungi; Ascomycota; Sordariomycetes; Glomerellales; Glomerellaceae
Product: eukaryotic translation initiation factor 3 subunit
Exons: 3
Coding region: 1-1749 (582 amino acids)
Biological process (GO): translational initiation
Cellular component (GO): cytoplasm; eukaryotic translation initiation factor 3 complex
Molecular function (GO): translation initiation factor activity
Source: RefSeq, a predicted model, not a curated record
AUGGCUCAGGAACUCGACUGGGUCAAGCUCGUCGAGACUUGCCCGGCCGGCGACGGUUGGGGCCCGCCAGUCACCGCCGAGACCACCCUGAAUGGCGUCCCCUAUGCGCCCUUCUCCAAGGGUGACAAGCUCGGUCGCAUGGCUGACUGGACCUCCGAGGGCAAGGAUAGGGACGGCCGCGGCGGAAGACAGCAAUACAACCGUAACUACCGUGAUCAACAAGUCUACGGUGCCGGCCACGCCAUUUCCUUCAACGCUCCUCCCGCCGAGGAUGAGUCCACAUUCUCCGUCGUCAGCAACACCCGCGACAGCACCAAGACAAGAUACGGCCGCGGCGCCGUCUUCACCCGCGGCGGCCGUGGUCAGCGUGGAGGCGCUGCCACCACCUCCCGCGGCGGCAACCGCCAGGCCAUCAACCGUACUCAACCGGGCGGCCGUCAGGGGUACGGCGGUUUCGACCGCGGCGGUAGAGGCGGCGGUGGCCGUGGUGGUCGCCGUUUCGGCUGGAAGGACUACGACAAGCCCGCCCGCAACCGCGACGCCUCCAUCAACAUCAAGGCCGACUGGAAGCUGCUCGAGGAGAUCGACUUCAACCGUCUCGCCAAGCUCAACCUCGACGCCGACGAGGGCGAGGACCUCGAUGCCUACGGUUUCGUCUACGGCUAUGACCGCUCUUACGACAAGCCUCCCGUCAAGGGCGCGGAGCGCAGGCUUACCGCCAUCGACCGCGCGGCUUACAACGUUACCACUUCUUCGGAUCCUGUGAUCCAGGAGCUCGCCGACAAGGGCGAGGCCACCAUCUUCGCCACCGACAGCAUCCUCUCCAUGCUCAUGUGCUCCCCCCGCUCCGUCUACCCCUGGGACAUUGUCAUCUCCGUGCAGGGCAACAAGGUCUUCAUCGACAAGCGCGAUAGCGCCGCCUUGGACAUGGUCACCGUCAACGAGAACGCCGCCGACGCGCCCCUCGACGCGGCCGACGGCAGCAAGGACGCCCUCAACCAGCCCGGCGCCCUGGCCGAGGAGGCCACCUACAUCAACCACAACUUCGCCAACCAGGUCGUCAUCGAGAACGAGUCCCAGAAGCUGCAGUUCCCUCACGCCAACCCCUUCUACAACUCGUCCGAGGACACGGACCCGCCCGCCAGCAAGGCCUACAAGUACCGCAAGUUCGACCUGUCCACCAACGAGGAGGAGGAGAACGUCUACCUCGUCGUCCGUACCGAGGUCGACGCCGUCCAGAAGAACGCCAUCAGCGGCGACGACCAGCUCGUCACCCUGCACGCCCUCAACGAGUUCGACAGCAAGGCUCAGGGCAGCGGUGGCGCCCUCGACUGGCGGACGAAGCUCGUCAGCCAGCGCGGUGCCGUCGUCGCGACCGAGAUGAAGAACAACUCCUGCAAGCUCGCCAGGUGGACCGUCCAGUCCAUCCUUGCCCGCGCCGACGUCAUGAAGCUUGGUUUCGUGUCCCGCGCCAACCCCAAGUCCAACGACAAGCACGUCAUCCUCGGCGUCGUCGGCUGGAAGCCCCGCGACUUCGCCAACCAGAUGAACCUCUCCCUCUCCAACGGUUGGGGUAUCGUCCGCACCAUUGCCGACAUGUGCCUCAAGCGCGAGCAGGACGGCAAGUACGUCCUCGUCAAGGACCCCAACAAGUCCAUCCUCCGUCUGUACGAGGUGCCCGCCGGCAGCCUCGACGAGGAUGACGAGCAGGACGAGGCCCCUCAGGGCGAGGGCGACGACGAGGAGUAA